Mus musculus (house mouse) is the source of this 5607-nucleotide messenger RNA. It is a transcript of the gene Aph1c, whose product is annotated as aph1 homolog C, gamma secretase subunit. Gene Ontology annotation, cellular component: membrane; synapse; gamma-secretase complex. Gene Ontology annotation, biological process: protein processing; proteolysis. The coding region runs from base 681 to 1307 and encodes 208 amino acids. The transcript has 6 exons. NCBI's taxonomy places the organism in Eukaryota, Metazoa, Chordata, Mammalia, Rodentia, Muridae. The record is from RefSeq and is marked validated.
GCAUUCCGCUAAGAAAUCGUCCCAGUCACCUCGGAUCCACUCAGGUCCCCCGGGACUGGCUUCUGUGGGUACCAUGACGCUGCCUGUGUUCUUCGGUUGCGCCUUCAUCGCCUUCGGGCCCGCGUUCGCACUCUACCUCUUCACCAUCGCCACCGACCCUUUGCGCGUCAUUUUCCUCAUCGCUGGGUGAGGUUGAGCCGAGUCCCGGACACCGCGGGUCCCUCCCUCUCCUGGGUUUCCACGACCCCGGGAUCCCCAUCUCCCAGUGGCUCCCAGCUUGUGGGACUGUCCAAGACUGGGGGGAGGGGGUUCAGGCUGAGCAGGCGAGUCCUGCGGGUCUUGGCUUCUGUGGAAGAUGGGAAUAAGUGGAUACAUUCGUGUAUGGAGCCUUAGUCUUUCCGUAGGAAUUUCUCAUUUCACUCAGUGCUCAGCGGCAUCGAAGAGCUGUUCUCACUCUCUGCCAUUAAAGACACCUGGGGAUCAGUUGUCCACCUCCUCAACCCCCGUUCUUGGACUCAGAAUGCCUGUGAGGAAUUUGGGCUCAGAUUUUUCUUGUAGGCCCCUGGGUAAUGGUUGGGGUGCAGCCAAUGGUGAAAGCCUGAGAAAACCGCUGCAACACCUGACCAGUCUUGCUGAGAACUUGUGCUUUCUUCUGGUUGGUGUCUCUCCUGCUUUCGUCCAUGUUUUGGUUCCUAGUGAGAGUCAUUACUAACAACAGAGAUGAAUCAGUACAGAAUUAUCUGCUCAUCUUCGGAGCGUUGCUCUCUGUCUGUAUCCAAGAGCUGUUCAGGCUCGCAUAUUAUAAGCUGUUAAAAAAAGCCAGUGAGGGUUUGAAAAGCAUAAACCCGGAGGAGGACAUAGCACCCUCGAUGCGACUGUUGGCGUAUGUUUCUGGCUUGGGCUUUGGAAUCAUGAGUGGAGUGUUUUCCUUUGUGAACACCCUGUCUAACUCCUUGGGGCCAGGCACAGUGGGCAUUCAUGGUGAUUCUCCUCAGUUCUUCCUUAAUUCAGCUUUCAUGACACUGGUCGUCAUAAUGCUGCACGUGUUCUGGGGCGUUGUGUUCUUUGAUGGCUGUGAGAAGAAUAAGUGGUACACCCUCCUCACGGUUCUCCUGACGCAUCUGGUGGUGUCCACCCAGACUUUUCUAAGUCCUUAUUAUGAAGUGAAUCUGGUAACAGCAUAUAUAAUCAUGGUGCUCAUGGGCAUCUGGGCAUUUUAUGUUGCUGGAGGCAGCUGCCGAAGCCUGAAAUUCUGCCUGCUCUGCCAAGACAAGGAUUUUCUUCUUUACAACCAACGCUCCAGAUAACCUCUGACCAUCAGCACCUCUAAGCAGCAGCCUGUGUCUUUAGAGGAAGCACAACUGGGCCCUGUUCUAAAAAGACCCCUGUCUCUUGGAACUUGGAAGCCACAGAACUGUCCAGCCUGGAACUGUCCUGUGCUUUCAUGCAGCAGCCUCUGGAAGAGCUGCAGUGUAGCCUGCAGCCUGGCUGCACAUUUGAAGCAUCUGGGGAAACAAGGACUGAUGCUUCUGGGCUUCUCCAGACUUGAUUAUCCUGGAUGUGCAGGACAGCUGAGAGUCACUGGGGUCCAAUGGGGAGUUCGAGAAAACACCCAAAAGCUGUUUAGUGUUGGUCUUCUAAGCCAACUUCAGCUGAGCAAGUAAAUAUCUGAAUGUGGUAACCAGCGUAGCCCUUGUCUUUUUAUGUACUGAUGUCACAGACUCCAGGGCUGUUCUGUCUGUGGAUGGGUUUGCUAGCCUUCACCAGCAUCAUAGGCUGUGCCUUUAAAUGCAGUAACCUACACUGGCAUUAUAACUUAGCCAAGGUAAGGUCCAUGUAGAACCUGUAGUUUUCUCAUUAUUUUAUCAAUUUUAAGUUUUUCUUCCUCAGACACUAGAUUAUUUAUUUGAGUAUAAAUUCAGGCUCUUUAGGAUUAAUUAUAUGCUGACUUCCUUGGGAGAGUUUAAAAUUAUAUGCUGAAUUCCUUCGAAGAAAUUGGCAGUGCAAUUUCUAUGGAUUCCACAAGUUUAUUCAUUAUAAAAUACUAACAGCAACAUAGACUCCUCAGUUUUAAGCUGCUGUGUGUGCUGUCUGAAACUGGCUUGUCAAGGGAAUGCUCACCUUUUUUAUCUCUGAGAAGCUGGGCAGGGAGAUGAAUGAUGGACCUUUGGCAGAUCUUCUCUGGACUUUGCAAGAGUGUAGCUAAACCACAAAGUAGUGUGACAUUGACACUUCUCAUUUGCUACUGUGACACCAAACAGUGCCAUCACCCUAAUGGUACAGAGUAAAGUUGGAGAUAGACCUUAAGCUGCCAGAUUUCAAGCUGGCAUGUAACUUUUCAUCUUCAGCAGUUUGCCUGGGUUCUGGUUACUGUGAGACAAACAGCAUUCCCUUUACAGGACUAUGCAAGGGCUUUGUUAGUCUUCCAGAUAAGGCCUCUGGCUUCCUCUGUAAGAGGAAUGCUACUGCAUUGGGAGUCUACUGUGGAGACUGUUCCCAAUCCAAGUCUUUUGGGAACAGAGUGUAAAGUAGCAAUGACCUCUUGGUGGAAGUGAUGCCUUGGUGAUCCCAGCACACACGUGCACUGUCUAUCAGAACCAGGGGCAGCAGUGAGAGGGUUUGGCAGUGACACUGGAGGUGAGCGUGACAGCACCAUGGUAACAAGAAGAAUGGGUGUGUUUUAAACAAAGAUGCAGUCAGUGUUUUGAGCUGGCUAGAAUCUUACCCAGAAACUAAACCUUAAUUGAUAAACUCUCACCAUGGUUAAAAUAUUUGAGUGUCUGUGUAGAGAUGCAAGAAUAAUGAAGCUUCUAGCAAGACUACAGACUGCCCGAGAAUCCACCAUAGUUACCUCCUUAAAGGUUACUUCAGCUCUAAGUCAUGUCAGUGCCUCUGCUGGAGUUUGUUGGUUUGUAGCUUCAUAUAUGAUUUUUCAUGGACUAGAAAGACAAAGGCUCAGAAACCAACAGUGGACAUCAGUGUGCAGCAGUAGCUAAAGACAGAGGCCAGUGAAAAUAUCCAUGAUUUAGUUUCUACUUGGCAGCUUUGAAUAGCUUAGUCUUGUCACUUUCCCUCCCCUUAGAGAGGAGACGAAGCAGCUGAGAGGUUGUGUGCGGCCUUUAUCCUCAGACAGGAGGUUCAGGAAACUGGGAGGACCUAUCACAGGAAUCCAUAUGGUGGCAGUUGGCUCUGUUUGAAUGAGGCUGCUCCAGGUUUAUACUGAUCAUCUUCCCGGAUGAUCCAGCUUCAGGGCCAAUACCUCUGAGCCUGUAACACAGGUGAGGAGGGGCACAUUUCCCAAGUCAGCUCAGAGUCGGCUACAGUCUCUUUGGCCCUUUCUCAAUAAAGUUGUGAGUCUUUUAGUUGUCUUUUGUUUAGAUUUUAGUUAGAAUGGAUAUUUCUGGUGACCAGCCUUGGUAUGUAAAAGCUCCUAUUGGGAAAAAAAAAUGUAUUUUGCUUUUAUCUCAUUGAAAAUCAGCAGUCUUAUUGUCCGAAUUUGAGUAGAACACUUGGAUGUUCAACACAUCCUAAGGUGACCGUUGUAACUGUGUCUUUCAAGACUUUGAGGCUCAAUGACUUGUAGGUGGUACUUGUUAUUUAAGUAUAAAUCAUAGUAAAUAUUGUAAAGUAUAUUUUUUAAAAGUACUGGUGUAAGGGGACUGGAGAGAUGGCUCAGGGGUUAAGGGCACUGACUGUCCUGAGUUCAAUUUCCAGCAAACACAUGGUAGCUCGUAGCCAUCUAUAAUGAGCUCUGUUGCCCUCAUCUGGCUUGCAGAUACAUAUGCAGGCAGAACACUACAUAUGUAAUAAAUAAAUAAAUAAAUAAAUAUUUUUAAAAAGUACUUGUAUAAAAUAAUAAAUGGAAUGUAUAGUAAUUUAUUAGUGCUUGUCAUGCACAAAACAUUCCUUAUACAGUUUUAAAGGAUUGAAAAACAUGAUAGUAUAAGACUUUUGUUGCUAAAGAACUUCUAAUUAAUCACAUAGAUUAAAACAUUAAGUAUAGGCCAUUGAUUGUGCUUACAUCUAUAAUCCCAGUACUUGGGGAUGGGAUGGAGUACUGAAGUAAGAGGAGGCUUGUUAGUUUAAGGCCAGCUUGAGCUAGAGACUUACCUCAAAAAGUCUGUAAAUAUGCCAGGAGGUGGUGAAACAUUCCUUUAAUCCCAGCACUUGGGAGGCAGAUGCAAGUAGAUCUCUGUGAUUUCAAGGCCAGCCUGGUCUACAGAGUGAGUUCUAGGACAGCCAGGCUACACAGAGAAACCCUGUCUCAAAAUAAAAUAUAAUAAAGUAAAAUAAACAAAUCUGUAAAUAGAGCAUUUUCAUUACUGUCUCUCCAGAAUUACUGUUAUUACCAGUGCAAUCUCGAUACCCUGGAGACUGCCUCUUGGUGCAGAUCAGUGACCCUCUCAGCCUUUCUGUAGCCCAUCCCUGUUCCUUUGUGUUAGCUGCUGAUCUGAAGAACACUUUCUACCAGGGAACCCAGUGGCCGCACUCAGGCAGGCAAAUUUCACUUUCAUUCCUGUCCACCAUUUCUGUCUCUCCAGAGUUGUUAUUAAUUCUGUAGCAGCCUUCCUGCUCCCAUUCUCCUUCCUCUCCCUGGGGACUCUGCCUCUUGAUGCUGACCUCUGUACCCCUAGUUCUUUCCUGCUGACUCUCAGCCGUUCCUCUUAGUUCAUCUCUAUUGCUUUGUAUCAUCCACUCCCUGGCAGAAUCACUGGGGACCCCCAGAGCAGUGAGCAACAAGAACCAAAGAACAGACUACCCACUCAACAAAGACCAAACCAGAUAUUUACCCCACGUAACACCUCAGACACUGUAACUCCAGUGACUGGAUCACAGCACAGAGACAUAAACAAGAACAGUCAAGACAAUAUACCUCUUUUAGAAGUUAGUAACCAUAUUGUAAUAGGCCCCAAGAAAUCCAAUUUAGCUGAAUCAUCAGGCAAGGACUUCAAAACAGCAAUUAUGGAUAUGUUCAAGGAUCUUUUAAAAAUUUUUAUUUACACCCCAAUUGCUGCACCCCUUCCUGGUCCUCAUCUCACACACUCCCUCCCUGUGUAUCCCCAAACCCUGGCAUAUCAAGUCUCUGCAGGGCUAGGUGCAUCCUCUCCUGCUGAGGCCAGUACAAGGCAGCCCAAUUAGGGGACCAUAUUUCUCAGACAGGCAAGAGCUUUAAGGAUAGCCCCACUCUAGUUGUUGGGUGAUCCACAUGAAGAAAGAACUUCACAUCUGCUACAUAUGUGCUGGGAGUCUAGGUCCAGCCUGUGCAUGCUCUUUGGUUGGUGGUUCAGUCCCCAUCCUUGUCCCCUCUCCUACCCAGUCCCCUCCCUCCAUCUGUCUCCUAUAACUGUUUUAUUUCCCCUUCUAAGUGAAAGUCAAUCAUUCUCAAUUGGGCCUUCCCUCCUGUUUAGCUUCUUUAGGUCUGUGGAGUAGAAUGUGGGUAUCCUGUACUAUAUGGCUAAUAUCCACUUAUAAGUGAGUGGAUGCCAUGCAUGUAUUACAUACUUAAUAAAGUUGUUAGGAGUUACCAUAUAAACUUUCUGUGUUGUAUCCACGUUUAAAUGUCUGAUGGUGGCCAAAAUGUUCUUUUAAUUAAAAAAUUAACAAUUA